AAGUAAGAAAGCAGAAACAAAACAAGUUUUUUUUUACGUAGUUUCGUUGUUUGCUGUUUGUGGCUUUGAAUAUUAAGAGCUACGACAUUCCUUGCUUCCUGUUCGUGAAUAACACUGUGGUUGAUUUUUCGCCUAGAAGAUCUAGUUUUGCUGAGGGUGAAAAGAUGUAAAACGUCGUUCAGAGGUCUACAUCUACUCGGUACCGUUGGAACGGGAAACGUAAACGUCUUGCUACUUUAAGUUUACGCUGUAUUACCUCACCCUGUUUCAUGCCCUACAUAAAUUGAUCCUGCUAUACCAGAGGGACAAAAAAACAAACAUGAACGCUUCCGGCGGGACCAAAUGGCCUUCGGACCCGAACGCGUACGAGAUGACCACCCUAAUCGGGACCGGCGCCUCCGCCAGGGUGCACAUUGCCAGAACGAACGACAACAGAACAUGUGCACUGAAAAUAUUGGACUUGGAAGCGCUCGCGAACGACGACGUACUGGACGAAAUUCGGAAGGAAUUGCAGGCCAUGGCUUUGUGCCGUCACCCCAACAUCAUCUCGCACUACGUGUCUUUCCCCUACAAACGACAAAUGUGGCUGGUCAUGCCACUGAUGCCCGGAGGCAGUGCCGCGGACCUGUUGCGUUCGCAGUUCCCGGGCGGGUUUAAGAAUGAUGAACUCGGAACGGUGCUGCACAUUCUCUACGAAAUUUCAAAGGCGUUGGAGUAUUUACACGACGAAAAAAACAAGCAAAUCCACCGAGACUUGAAGGGCGCAAAUGUACUGCUCGGAGCACAGGUAUGGUGAAGGUUUUUACUUUUGUUCAAAGCGACUAGCAGCACCACGCAUUUUGCGUCUGUUGCUUUCUCUUUUUCAUUUCCCGUGAGUGCCCUACUAAUUUUCUCGAGUUUUGUAGGCAGUCCUUCUUUCGAGAUGACUUACAUAGCUAGAAAAAUAAAACGAAAACUUCUAUACCAGGGCGAAGUGUGCCUUGCAGAUUUUGGCGUUGCGGCCACACUGAAAGAGCAGCGAACAAGGAAUACCUGCAUUGGGACUCCACACUGGAUGGCCCCGGAAGUGCUGCAGGCCGGACAGAGCGGCGCGCAAUGGGGCUACACGCAAAAGGCGGACAUUUGGUCUCUGGGUAUCACCGCACUCGAACUGUACAACGGCGCGGCGCCCUACCAGCGCCAGCGGCUGCACUACUUCGAGAUCAUGGAGAACAUUUUGAACAUGCCCCCACCCGUCGCGCCCCAGGAGGCGGACCCCAGGUUUCGUGAGUUCGUCUCCUACUGCCUGCAGAAGAACCCAAGCAGCCGGCCCCGCGCUAAGGAGCUGAUCGGGGCCCAGAACUUCGGCUGGGAAAGACGGAGUCCCGACCGGCUGAAAGCGAUCAUUGAGAGCCUCCCCCCACUGGAGGAGAGGACAAUGAUCGGGCAGCUCGCCGAAACAUCCGGCUCCGGGGCGAGUGGUGGCGUGAAUGGACAGAGCGGUGCGGCCGGACAGAGCGGCGCGAGCGAAGAGUGGAAUUUUGAUUUGCCAGAAGACGAAACCGGUACCACGUUGUAACGGGCCGCGGACGAGCGUUGUAACGGGACCCGUCAUCUUUUCCAAUUUAACUGGAGAGGACGAUGAGGCAUAGAGAUAUUCUCUUCUAGGAAGAGGAGUUGGUGAAUCUAGAUAAUCAUGUUCAGUGACAUGUUCAACACGUUGUAGAACUAUAACUAAGCAGUCAGUGGCUGUUCUUCCUGAGGCUGAGCUUGGCCUUGACAUGCAUUCCAAUUUUGAUUGAAAUUUUCAUUAUCGCCAGAAAAUGCAACUACGCAUUUCCAUUUGUUUUGAAGAAAAAGCUAUACUCAUGUGGAUAAUCGAUGCUAGUAAUGUAAUUGUAAAAUAGACUUAUCUUUAUGUUUAUGAUGCUAAUUUGAAUUCUAGUAUUUCUUUUUCUAUUUCACCUAUGCUGCCGCAGCCGCUAUGAUACCAUCACAAAAAGAACAUAUUCAUGCUCCCUCGUUCGCGGGGACACAGACAAGAAGCAGUAUUCAAGAAGGGUACUGGGCACUGAAGCAGUAUUCAAUGAUUAUCAAAUUCAAAGACCAAGAGCCAUUGGAGUUUUCCCUCAUCCGCGGACAAAAAUACGCAUGUAGGCUCAAUUGUAAGAAUUUUUGCAACAACCACAAGCACUCUUCCAAUAGAAAAU
Molecule: messenger RNA, 2189 nt
Organism: Amoebophrya sp. A120
Lineage: Eukaryota; Dinophyceae; Syndiniales; Amoebophryaceae
Source: the annotation of a GenBank genome assembly